AUGGUGAAGAAUGACAUUCAGGUGAAGGAAGAAUUAGUGGAGCAAAUUCUCGGCACCUUGGACGAAGGGAAUGUCAAGCAUGACUGGCUGGAAGGUCUAUUAUAUGCACGGUACGGGUUCAUUAACAAUCCGCGCUACGAGGAAGUCACAAAGAAAGUCCUGGAACCCAAGCAUGUCAUGGGUGCACUCGCUGAGAAGCAGUAUAGGUUCGAGGUCGAAGAGAUGGGUCAUGGCAUCAUCCAUUUUGUCUCAUCUCUCGCGAAUGCUCAGGUGCCCGAGGAACAAUGGGAUCUCUGCGAGAAAAAUCCCGCAUAUGUGCUGGAGAUCCACAAACCUAUGUUCAGAGUCCAGCGCUACAAAUUCGCAGACAACUCGUGGGGAUAUGCGCUGACGCCGGUCAAAACUCGGUUGAUAAGAUCGUGGCAAAUUGUCGUCCGCGAUGCGAUGGCAGUCAUCCAGUGUGUCCGAUGCGAAUGGGGUCCAUCCUUGGAGGAAUUGGCCGCGGAAUACGUACGCAUUGGAAUUCCCUUCCAGACUCUAAUGAGCGUGGCGAUGGACCGCGUGCAGUGGAGGGACACCGGCUUAUGUCCGAGCGUGCCCCGCCGCUCGAAAGAUUUCAAAGCCACUCAGGAAGAGUACGACAUAUACGUUCACCGCCGUGACCAACUGCUAUCGCAGCCGCGGGCCCGCGCCGCUGCACUAGCGGGAGGAAUUCUCUGGCGACUCAGCAGAGAGGCAUUGGAACACCGCAGAGAUGUUCCGCUCGGUCCGUCAAAGGAGGUGACAUCUUAUUACGGGCCCACUGCUGGGGAACAAUCGGGCACGCUUGACGAUACACUCACGGAAGAUGAAAUCAAAAUUUUACACGGCAUGUACUACGUGGAGACAGGGGAGUCUGCAGUAACGCUAUGCCAAACAAGCUAUUACUUAAUAUCUAUACAGGUAAUGGUGGCGGGAACCAAGUAA
This is a messenger RNA of Sparassis crispa, 966 nucleotides long. RefSeq lists its product as hypothetical. Lineage: Eukaryota; Fungi; Basidiomycota; Agaricomycetes; Polyporales; Sparassidaceae. The record is from RefSeq and is a predicted model, not a curated record. The transcript has a single exon. The coding region runs from base 1 to 966 and encodes 321 amino acids.